AUGGCUUCUCCGGCCGCGCUUCCCUUGCCUCCGCCGGGUCCCCGCGGCUCGUCUCCGCCACGCGUCGAUCCGCGUUCCCCGCAGCGGCAAGCCGAGCUGUCGGAUCGAAGACCGCUAUCUGCCACAGAAGCGGUUCCAGUGGUAGUACCGCCAGUGGCAGCGCCGGCGGGCGCAGUGGGCGCAGCGGGAGCAGUGGCGGGGGGUGGAAACGCGCUUACGUACUGCCUCGUGAUAGUGUGUCUGAGCGAUUUUAACAAGGGGGAGCUGAUCAGGAUCCUUCCGCCAUGCAAGCAUCAGUUCCACGUGGCGUGCAUCGACCAUUGGCUCGCCACGAGGACCACGUGUCCGGUCUGCCGAACCGACCUCCAAUCGCCAGAUCCGAUUGUGACUGCCGAGGAUUCGGAGGUAACGGAUAAGGUGGAGGGAGGAGACAACGCAGUCUGA
Molecule: messenger RNA, 444 nt
Organism: Closterium sp. NIES-65
Lineage: Eukaryota; Viridiplantae; Streptophyta; Zygnematophyceae; Desmidiales; Closteriaceae
Source: the annotation of a GenBank genome assembly